Messenger RNA from Aspergillus aculeatus ATCC 16872, 1434 nucleotides. RefSeq lists its product as uncharacterized. Gene Ontology annotation, molecular function: oxidoreductase activity. The record is from RefSeq and is a predicted model, not a curated record. Lineage: Eukaryota; Fungi; Ascomycota; Eurotiomycetes; Eurotiales; Aspergillaceae. The transcript has 3 exons. The coding region runs from base 1 to 1434 and encodes 477 amino acids.
AUGGUCCAGACGCAGGGCUACCGACACCUCCAGUUCAUUCGUCUGCGGGACCUCGUCCACUGGAAGAUCGACACUCCCCUCGACGCUACCACCUACGAGAAGCUGGCAGGCGCCUUUCGUCAGCGGUUGAUUGACAAUUUCACGCCCCUGGAUUACGACUGUGCCGAGAGUAUCAAGGCCGACGAGGAUGUGUGCACCACCUACCGAGGAUAUAUCAAGUUUCUGGCCAAGGAUUUGGAACAUACCUUUGUGGAAGGGGGCGAGGUAUCGAGAAAGUCUCACAAGCAGAAGCUCGAGGGUAUUGCUAAGCAGAUGAUCGCCCGUGGAAAGGCAUUCGCAGAGGCGAUCAAGAAGAACUACCCGGACCAUGUUCGACUGUCGAUUCACCCGUCAUGCGGGUCAGCCAAAAUCUCCGUACAGGUCUUGCCUCUGGCUCCUCAUUGUGUGACACCCUGGCACUCAACGCCGUGCUUGACCCUCGACGGCCGUGUGGAAUAUGGCCUACGCGAGUCAUUCGAUCACAACCCCAAUGUUGAAUUGGUUCACAAGGCAGGACAGCCGUGGUUCUACCGCUACAAGUCAGAUCUAUAUUCCUGGCCACAACCCGUGGAAAUCGAGCCUCAGUACCCUUGUGGCCUGAUCAUCCGACCUACGCAACCCAUGUCUUGCGCAGAAGUGGACAUGCGUAAGCUUCGCGCUCUGGCAGAAGAAAACUCCCCGGUCAUUUUACGGGGAUUUCAGGAUACACGCGACCGGGAGCUUUUCGUGAAAAAGGCCGAGGAGAUGGGGACUCCCGUUGGGUGGAAGUUCGGCCUCAUCCUCGAGGUGAAUGACCACGGCACCGACACCCAAGGCUUGAACAAUGUUCUGUCGUCGGAGUGGAUGCCGUUCCACUACGAUGGCCUGUUCAAGGUUGUCAAGAUGAAAGAUGCAGAUGGGCAGGAGGUCGUUCGAUCCUGUCCUCCGAAAUACCAAUUCUUCACGGGAAUGACCCCCUCGCCCAAAGACACCGGAUUCACCCUCUUCUCCCCCUCCCACCUAGUCUGGCACUAUUUACCAUCAGAAUACACAGUCGAAUACCUGCGCACUCUGUCCUGGACGGUCGAGACUGUCUCCUUCGACCACACCAAGAUCUGCGAUCUCCCUCUCGUGGUGGACCACUUUGCGCACCAGCGUCCCUGUCUCCGCUACCACGAGCCGUGGCCGCAAGAGAAGACGGUGUUUGACCCGACCAAGAUUACCAUCCAGGGUGUGACCAACUCGGCGGAACUGUGCCAAACCCUCGAUAGCCUGCUGCACGAUCGUCGCGUGGCCUACUGGCAUUGUUGGGAGGAAGGCGACUGGCUGAUCAGCGAUAAUGUGACGACGAUGCAUACGCGCAGCUCGUUUACGGGCAAGUCGGACCGGUGUCUGCGGCGAAUUCACGUCGACUAG